AUGGAGGCGAGGGCUCACGGGAGGCGUGAAGGUGGCCGCGCUGGGAUUGAAAUUGAGGUCCACGGGAGUGAGUUUUGGGGUGUUGGUCAGAGCGACGGCUCAUGGAGGCGUGGGGAGAGGGAGGAAAGGCGGCCUGCAGAGGUGAUCGGUGCCAAGGUAGAUAGCGAGCUGCUGGGCGAGGCUACGGUGGUGAUAGGGGGUAAGGGUAGAGAUGAUGGAGAUGGCAGGGUGGAGGUGGUGGCUUAUGUUUACGCAGUGUCUGUGAUGGCUAUUUUGGGAAAAAAAUGUGGCUUGGUGGCGGUGCUGGUAAGGAGAAAUGGCAGGUGA
Molecule: messenger RNA, 327 nt
Organism: Sphenostylis stenocarpa
Lineage: Eukaryota; Viridiplantae; Streptophyta; Magnoliopsida; Fabales; Fabaceae
Source: the annotation of a GenBank genome assembly